Messenger RNA from Ixodes scapularis (black-legged tick), 2222 nucleotides. Its product is annotated as 15-hydroxyprostaglandin dehydrogenase [NAD(+)]. The record is from RefSeq and is a predicted model, not a curated record. Gene Ontology annotation, cellular component: cytoplasm. NCBI's taxonomy places the organism in Eukaryota, Metazoa, Arthropoda, Arachnida, Ixodida, Ixodidae. The transcript has 7 exons. The coding region runs from base 39 to 803 and encodes 254 amino acids. Gene Ontology annotation, molecular function: oxidoreductase activity, acting on the CH-OH group of donors, NAD or NADP as acceptor.
CUCGUCUUGUAGGCCCCCCCAACGAACUGACCAUCAGAAUGCAGGAUCUGAAGGGGAAGGUCGCCUUGGUCACCGGCGGAGCCAGCGGAUUCGGCAAAGCCAUCGAGGAGCUUUUACUCAGCAAAGGGUGUAUGGUCGCGGUCCUGGACAUGGACGUGGAACAAGGCAGGAAGACCGCCGCCGAAUUCCAGAGCAAGUACGGAAAGGAACGCUGCGUCUUCUACAAGUGUGACGUCACGGACGACCAGGAAUUCGAAGAUUGCUUCAGCAAGACGAAGUCGAAAUUUGGCGGCCUCGACAUCGUCGUGAACAACGCGGGCGUCGCCGGGGAAGCCAGAUGGAAGAAGAUAUUCGCCAUAAACACUGAGGCCGUGUUUUGUGGUACCCUGCUUGGCUUCAAGUACAUGGGGAAGGACAAUGGACACAAAGGAGGACACAUCAUCAAUGUCGCUUCAGUGGCUGGCCUCGUCCUGUUUCCGGCAAUCCCAGCCUACAACGCUUCCAAGUUCGCGGUCGUCGCCAUGACACGUUCACUCGGCACGGACCUCCACUUUAACCGUCACGGGGUUAAGGUGAACUGCAUCUGCCCCGAGCCCAUGGACACUCCGCUGUGGUGGGGAGUCUCGGAGUUCUGCAAAACCAAGGACGACACCACGAAUUUCGCUCAGGAUUACGACAAGCGUGUCCAACGUAUCGAAGACGUGGCCAAAGGCGUGGUCAAAAUAAUCGAGGACGGGCAAAAUGGCAGCGCCCUCGUCGCUCUGCACGGCCAAGACGUCAAGUAUUACAACUUUCAAGAGUAGAUCGAGACGAACGCAAGACAUCUCGGAGAUCAAACCGCCGCAAUGCUUCUGCCAUUUAGAAUAAUGUCAAGACUGGUUAUAACGAAGUCGAUCGGAAUCGAAUAUCACUUCGAUACAUCCACCCUUUCGUUAUAACCGACUUCGGUUAUAACGAAGUGCAAAAGGAAAUGGGAAAUUGUGAUCGCUUCGCUGUAGCCGCGAUUUCGUUAUAACCGACUUCGUUAUAACCGACUUCGGUUAUAACGAAGUACAAAAGGGAAUGGGAAAUCGUGAUCGCUUCGCUGUAGCCGCUAUUUUGUUAUGACCGACUCCGUUAUAACCGGUCUCGGCAGUAAAUUGUCUAUUUUUCGGCUACCAUAGUGCUCAGGCGACAAUUGGACCUUUUCAAAUGUGGACGCCGACCAGCAGCUGCUGCACCAAAUACACGAAUGAACCAUAGUUUGAUCACGCAGUCUUCGCAUGUUUUUAGUUGAGUUUUUCAGUUUUUAGACUAGAAACGAUCAUAUUUCUAGUUCACAUACAACGCUAUUCGGUUAUAAGGCUUGCAUUUUCGGGUUAGCUUGCUAUCGUUAUAAGUGGAUUGCACUCUAUCGAGAACGACAGUCGGCGUUCGGCGACGGAUCGGAUCCAAUCCUCGUGCCCAAAAAUGACGGCCUCGGAUGUUGCAUAACGAGGUUUCGAAAUCGCCAUAAUCCUAAAAUUAUGAUGAUUUUUUUUUCUUUCUUUAAAGUACGUUCCUAGUUUGCAAGUGUUUGAGCUCUUGCUCAAGUUAUUUCAUUUAUUACGUUGGGUGCACUGGGGAUUGCCGUGCUCAUCUCCGUAUUUAGUCACAUAAAAUCCUUAUUCUUAUCGUACAAGUUUGUGCUUUGCUGUAGAAACAUUGUCGUGUUUGGUGAGCCGCGUUGUGUUGUUCCUGUUAUCCCCUCACCCCUUCAAAAAAAAAAGAAAUAUGUAUAUAUAUAUAUUUCAUGUGUUUGCUGCUUUUUUUGUAGAAGAAUAAGUUGAGCAUAUAGUCGUGUUUGGAAAAAAGAAGUACAACCGAAUGGAGGAACAACAAAAAGGUAUUGGCGGUGAGUGCACCCUUGAUAUCGAUGGCUUCAAUAAUAGCGUCAUAUUUCGUUGUAACCCGACGACGAAGCCAAGGCCGCAUCUGCUGCAGCUUUUCUGAAUCUCGCUUUCUUUUAUUUCUUCUAACCCAGGCGUUAACCUAAGCGUAUAUAUUAAUUUCAGAAGUAAGUUAGAUUUCACAAAGCUUAUCUUCAACCCGACUGUCAACCAUCAUAUUUCAAAAUUGCAAUAUGCUACACUACGUCUUGAUAGCAGGCACAAACAAAACUUCCGGUAUGGUUUAUUUUAUUGUGUGCGGUGGCCUCAGUCAUCGAAAUUUCCGAAAAAUGUUUCUCCUGUCUUUUUUUUUUU